CUAGCAUCACGGUGAUUUUUCCGCUGUUGGACAGCACAUUGGGCGCAUAAGUACAUCUUCCACUUCCACUUCCCACUUCUCCUCCCAGAUCAAUCUUGUGUACAAAUACAUUGACGGCGUCGAGGCCAAUUCAGGAUUGUUACAGACAGUGACUACAUCAACACAACGAACAUGGCAUCCGGCAUGCAGUUCACAGACCGGGCAACUCAAGCGCUGAGUGAUGCCCAGGAUCUGGCAACCCAGUAUGCCCACUCACAAAUGCUACCCAUCCACCUUGGCGUAGCAUUACUCGACCCUCCUCCGGAUCAGUCGAAGGAUCAACAAACCAACCAUGCACACGAAUCGCACGCGACCUCUUCGGCACCGCUAUUCAAGCAAGUGGUCGAGCGCGCCCACGGUGAUCCGCAACUACUCGAUCGGGCGUUGAAGAAGGCGUUGGUAAGGUUGCCGAGUCAAGACCCUCCGCCAGAAAGCGUCAGCGUUUCGCCAGCCUUCAGCAAAGUGUUACGCGCUGCGAACGAGCUGUCCAAGACCCAGAAAGACAGUUACAUUGCCGUCGAUCACCUGAUUCAGUGCUUGGUGCAAGACGCGACGGUCCAGCGAUGUCUUGCAGAAUCCAAUGUGCCGAACACUAAGCUCAUCGACACUGCCAUACAACAGAUUCGCGGCACCAGGCGAGUCGACAGCAAGACGGCUGAUGCCGAAGAGGAGCACGAGAAUCUGAAGAAGUUCACCAUCGACAUGACAGCACUGGCACGAGAGGGCAAGAUGGACCCGGUCAUCGGCCGUGAGGAAGAGAUUAGGCGGGUGAUUCGGAUCCUGUCAAGGCGAACGAAGAAUAACCCAGUUCUCAUUGGCGAGCCGGGUGUUGGCAAGACCACUGUUGUCGAGGGUCUGGCGCAGCGGAUUGUUAAUGCAGAUGUGCCAGCAAACCUCGCUGCAUGCAAGCUUCUUUCUCUGGAUGUCGGCUCGCUCGUGGCGGGCUCGAAGUACAGAGGUGAAUUCGAGGAGCGCAUGAAGGGAGUGCUUAAAGAGAUUGAAGACAGCAAAGAGAUGAUCGUGCUCUUCGUGGACGAAAUCCACCUGCUUAUGGGCGCGGGUAGCUCAGGCGAAGGAGGUAUGGAUGCCGCCAACCUGCUCAAGCCUAUGCUCGCUCGUGGCCAACUUCACUGCAUCGGUGCGACCACGCUUGCCGAAUACAGGAAGUACAUUGAGAAAGAUCAAGCUUUCGAGCGUCGGUUCCAGCAAGUUCUGGUGAAGGAACCGAGCGUCCCCGAGACGGUCUCCAUUUUACGUGGAUUAAAGGAGAAGUACGAGGUCCACCACGGUGUCACUAUCUUGGAUGGUGCCAUUGUUGCCGCAGCCACUCUCGCCUCGCGCUACCUGACGCAACGCAGACUGCCAGACUCAGCUGUCGAUCUCAUCGACGAAGCAGCGGCAGCCGUCCGAGUGACACGCGAGUCACAGCCCGAAGUACUCGACAACAUGGAGCGAAAGCUACGUCAGCUCGAGAUUGAAAUUCACGCUCUUGAACGCGAGAAGGACGAUGCGUCCAAGACCCGCUUGAGCCACGCCAAGGCCGAGAAGGCCAAUACAGAGGAAGAACUUAAGCCGCUGCGGGAGAAGUACGAAAGCGAGAAAGCUCGCUCAAAAGAGAUCCAAGAGCAGAAGAUCAAACUAGACCAGCUAAAGGUGAAACAGCAAGAAGCAGAGCGUACGCGCGAUCUUCAGACUGCUUCUGAUCUUAAGUACUACGCCAUUCCCGACGUAGAAGCCCGCAUUGAGCAGCUAGAGCACCAGAAGAAGGAAGUUGAGCAAUCAGAGUCUGGGCGCCGAGGCAGCGUUGACGAGAAGCUGGUCGCAGACGCUGUUGGGCCCGACCAAAUCAACGAGAUCGUUGCACGCUGGACCGGUAUCCCAGUUACCAGACUGAAGACUACCGAGAAGGAUAAGCUGCUGCAAAUGGAGAAGGUACUAGGUGCACAAGUUGUCGGUCAGAAAGAGGCGGUCACCUCGGUUGCCAAUGCAAUCAGAUUGCAGCGCUCUGGUCUCAGCAACCCAGGUCAGCCACCGUCGUUCCUCUUCUGCGGUCCGUCUGGUACUGGUAAAACACUUCUUACCAAGGCACUGGCCGAGUUUUUGUUCGACGAUCCCAAGGCCAUGAUCCGUCUCGACAUGUCCGAGUAUCAGGAGCGUCACUCACUAUCACGCAUGAUCGGCGCACCACCCGGCUACGUUGGCCAUGACGCAGGAGGUCAGCUAACGGAAGCACUCCGUCGUCGGCCCUUCAGCAUCUUGCUAUUUGAUGAAGUCGAGAAAGCAGCCAAAGAAGUCCUUACCGUGCUACUUCAACUCAUGGACGACGGUCGCAUUACCGAUGGGCAAGGUCGUGUCAUUGAUGCGCGCAACUGCAUUGUCGUCAUGACCUCCAAUCUCGGCGCCGAAUACCUCAGCCGGCCUAAUGCUCCGGACGGGCGCAUCGAUCCGACGACAAAGGAGCUAGUCAUGAAUGCGCUCCGCAACUACUUCCUACCCGAGUUCCUCAAUCGCAUCAGCAGCAUUGUCAUCUUCAACAGACUUUCGAAGAAGGAAAUCCGCAAGAUCGUCGACGUGCGGCUUACCGAAAUCCAGCAGCGGCUCACAAGCAAUGGCAGAAACGUUAAGAUUCAGCUCAGUGAUGCGGUCAAAGACUACCUCGGCUCCGCUGGGUACUCGCCUGCGUACGGUGCUCGACCUCUGCAACGGCUUAUUGAGAAGGAGGUGCUCAAUCGCUUGGCUGUACUCAUCUUGAGAGGUGCGGUCCGAGAUGGUGAAACUGCACGAGUCGUGCUGGAAGAUGGUCACAUUCAAGUACUGCCGAACCACGGCGAGAGUGACAUUGAGGAUAUUGACGGAGAUAGCGAGAUGUGGGAUGGGGAUGAGGAUGACGCUGUCGAAGAAAUUCAGCGCAACGGUGACGGCGGUGAGAUGGAUCUUUAUGACUGAAUGAAUGCAUGCAUUAACGAUGCAUGACUUUUGCUCAAGCGUUCAAGCGACGGAACGGCGGUUAUAGGUGGAGAUUCAUUGCCAUGA
Molecule: messenger RNA, 3072 nt
Organism: Baudoinia panamericana UAMH 10762
Lineage: Eukaryota; Fungi; Ascomycota; Dothideomycetes; Mycosphaerellales; Teratosphaeriaceae
Exons: 1
Coding region: 172-2985 (937 amino acids)
Biological process (GO): cellular response to heat
Cellular component (GO): cytoplasm; cytosol
Molecular function (GO): ATP binding; ATP hydrolysis activity
Source: RefSeq, a predicted model, not a curated record